Messenger RNA from Lobosporangium transversale, 592 nucleotides. RefSeq lists its product as hypothetical. NCBI's taxonomy places the organism in Eukaryota, Fungi, Mortierellomycota, Mortierellomycetes, Mortierellales, Mortierellaceae. The record is from RefSeq and is a predicted model, not a curated record. The transcript has 3 exons. Bases 30 to 347 code for a protein of 105 amino acids.
CUGCCAUUUGUUUCUGGUACUAGCACACAAUGGACAAUCCUAAUCAAAGUCCCCGAAAUGAAUAUACAUCUAUAUCUGAGGAGAAGCGGCGCUUCCUAGAAGAAAAGUACAGACGUAGGAAUCUUGCCCCAGAAUCUCUCAUCAUUCGCCCAGGUCUCCGAAAGUUGCACAUUGCAACCAUUGCACUUGCAAUUGGAAUGAGUGGCUAUUUUGCUCUCUUUGCGGACUUUGGAGACAAAGAGACAUGCUUUACACCGAUUCGUAGAUACUACAAGCGUAAAGUAGAUGAAUUCUGGUCAUUAAGCGAGGAAGAAAAACAACAACUGAAGGAGCAAGGGCGGUUAUAGGAUUUAAUUGUCUAUCGUGAUCAGAACAGACUUAUGGGCCUUCGGAAGCUUGUAGGUCGCCAAUUCUUUUGAGACGAGUAACGCUCUGACCUCACAUUUGAAUUCUAUAUGUUUGCAGAUAACUAAGCUUGUUCAUGAGCACUUCGUCAAUCUGUGGAAGCCAAUUAAUCAUAAUACUACUGUAUUUGUAUAUCUUUGUACCAUGUAAAAGAAGAAAUAAAAAAGGCCAUCGCUUUUAUUUUAAU